AUGAGUGAAUCCAAUUCUUUGCUUAAUGGGUCUACUGACCUUCAAGAUUUAUUAAUGUGCGAGUCCUAUAUUGAUGACAUCAUGGCCACGAUUAAUAACCUUUCUACUACUCAAUCGUCUACCGAAACUUUACCUGAAUUUGAAGCCCAAAUUCAAUCGAUGUUCGCCAAUAAUAACACAAAAGAUUCUUCAUCUUCUCAAUUGAACGAUUUGUCAUUGAAUGAUUUUCAAUAUCCAGUUCCUUCUUCAGACAUGCUUUCCCUAGGUUCUCCAAAACCUUUUCUAUAUUUACCAGAUUCCACCUCUUUUGAUAAUAUAUGUCCCGAGUCUAUGCAAUAUUCGCUAACUUCUAACAACAACUCUGCAGAAAAUAUCUGUUCUCAAGAAACUUUUCUAUUCUCUCCAAACUCUGCUGACCUUGAUAAUAUUAGUUCUUCGAAUCCUUUAUAUUAUUCACCAAAUUCUAGCGAAAUCUCUGCAGAAGACAUUAGUUCUUCAGAUACUCUUUCACCAUUAAAUUAUACUCUCUUUCAAGAUUUAAAUAGUUCUCCAACUAACACUGCACUGGCUGAAUUUGGUAGUUACUCUUCUCCAAUGGAAAAUACAUUUGACGCCCUAUUAUCUUCAGGGUUCAAUCUUGAUCCUGUAGACAUCCAACCUGAAUAUAAUAGAAAACGCGUUUCCCUUGGAUAUGAUUCGGUUUCUUCCGACGAAUCUUCAAAAAAGAAACGUAAAGGUGCAAACGGAACUGUUAAAUCUGUAAAAAAAACAAAUCCUUACCCCAAGUCUAUAAAAAAAAUCGGUUCUAACAAACAUGGGACAAAUUCUGAUACCAAUACCACAUUUGAAGAAGAUUCUUUGCCAUCCAAAUCUCCCGUAAUUGAUGUAGAUACUAUUAAGGCGAUAUUGGCUUCUUUGUCUGACACCGCGAAUCGAACCAUCGAACCUUUUGGCGCCAAUCUUAUCCAAGACAAGCAAGACGAACAUUCUGACGAAGAGGAUGCAGUAUAUGAUAAAAGCACACCUUCCAAUACCAAGUCUUCGACUGCAACUUCUCAACCACAAAAAAACUCAAAACCGCAAACAAACAAGCAGCAAAAGAAACUUGCUCACAAUGUGAUUGAGCGUCGUUAUCGAAAUAACAUUAAUGACCGAAUCAAUGACCUAAAAAAUGUAGUUCCCGCACUUUGCCAUUUGAAAAGCAAAGAUGAUGAUGUAAUCGAAGAAGUAGAUGGUAUUCCGGCUGCUACGAAAACAAAUAAAGCUACUAUUUUAAGAAAAGCAACCGAAUAUAUUGUGUAUCUAAAAAAGAAUAACGACAUGUUUAAAGACGAAAAUGACGUUUUAAAAAAGAUUAUUCUAACUAUUCCUGGUGGUGUCGAUUUAUUGGAAGCUUAUCUUACAAAUCUUAGUGAUAUGAAAACUCCGCCGGAUACUCCUCCUUCUGAGACUAAUGCUCUAUAUAAACAUAGACCAUCUACCAGAAAUUCUGGUUCAAGAGCAUUGAUGGCUUUAUUCAUGUGCGUCACUUUUCUUACGGAUCCAUCAAAAAAUGCCCAACCAGUUCGGUAUCAUCACAAUGAAGGGCAUGUUAUUGUUAGUAAUACUACUGAAUCAGUAGUUCCGGAUGGAAUUUAUAAUUCGCAAGGUGACGCCGAUGAAAGAUUGUUAGAGGUUGAAUUAUGGAAUAGACUCGGUGAAAUAGAAUUAUGUGGUGCUGUAUCUCAUUUCUGGAACCUGGCAAUUAAAGAAAAAGGCCACUUCAACUCUGAAGAAAAAUGGCUUGAAAUCGCGCUUAUUAGUGUCAAAAAUCACGACAUAUGGGAAAGUGCAGCAAAUAGGAUCUGUGAUCAUGUUUUUAAUUUAUCCAAAAGCGAAGAAACUCUUAAACCUAUUAUUAGCACAAACAUUCCACUCGUUUAUGUUUCUGAAGUUCAAGCACUUUAUCAUAUCAAGGAAGCCUUUUCCAAUCUUAUUUCUGAACGACAAGGCACAAAUAAGAUUCUAAAGGGAUGCCAAUUUACCUUUUCUGAACUUCUCAGUGUUACCACACCUGCCUCUUUAAUGCAUUGGUAUGCAUUGGUUGGAUGUGUCGUCCAAGCUUUUCAUGAGGGUAAAAAUGAUUCUGGUACAAAACUAGUAAACAAAUUGAGGGAUGAAUUAAAGACUAAUGACAACUUGGAUAAACGGAUUAUUACAAUGGGUUUACUUUCUCGAUCUCUCUUGAUUUGUGGUAAUAUUGAAUCUUCCAUUCAUUGUGCUGAUAAAGCUGUCAACUAUAUAUCUUUGCGAAAAAAUGAAAAAAAAGAAACUUUAGAAACUGAUAAAGAUUUGGUGAUCGGUGAGAUUGUUAAUGAUGUUCAUGAUCUUGCAGAGUUUUGUGUUGGAUGGAUUAUUUUAGAAACAAGAAUUGUUGGACUGGGAAUUAUCGGACAUUUGUUAUCAAAAAAUAAGAAUAAGCCAUUAUCAAAUGUAUUUGACGAGAAACAUUUAAGAUCUUCAAUUGACAUUUGGGCUCGUUAUCUACGCCGAUCAUCGAAAUCUAAUGUAUUUGACAGCAUCCCAAAGUCACGAGAAAGAUUUAUAAGGAAACUUGACCUUCUUGGAAGGAUUAUAUCCGGCAUCGAUGAUAAUGACUAUGGAUAUAAUUGCGAUUACGAUAAACAGAAUACCAAUGAGUAUAAGGCCACAAGAGCCUUGCAUGUCCUAAAGGGCAU
Molecule: messenger RNA, 2717 nt
Organism: Racocetra fulgida
Lineage: Eukaryota; Fungi; Glomeromycota; Glomeromycetes; Diversisporales; Gigasporaceae
Source: the annotation of a GenBank genome assembly